Molecule: messenger RNA, 2538 nt
Organism: Pomacea canaliculata
Lineage: Eukaryota; Metazoa; Mollusca; Gastropoda; Architaenioglossa; Ampullariidae
Product: receptor-type tyrosine-protein phosphatase H-like
Exons: 17
Coding region: 136-2061 (641 amino acids)
Biological process (GO): protein dephosphorylation
Molecular function (GO): protein tyrosine phosphatase activity
Source: RefSeq, a predicted model, not a curated record
GCGAGGGCAGCGCGUGUAGCCGGAAGUACAGCGAGCAGGGCGAUGACUAGAGCGACGGCGCAUUAGUGGCUAAUUCCUGCCGAGGUGACGGUGUCCCGGCGACAGUCCAGUCGUGGACUAACAUGCCAGCCUGCCAUGGAGUACACACGCUGUGCUAGUCCCUCUCUCCGCCUCCUCCUCACACAGGUUGUGGCUGUUUGCAUCUUGUCAUCGCCAGUCAUUUUUGCAAGCACGACGAACAGCGUGGAACCUACAACUUCAGCGACGACUGCCUCCCCCUCCGUCACCAGCACCAUUAGCACCACCAUUCAAACCAGCUCCAGCAGCGACGGCACCACCCCUACAGACAGCCCUACUACAGCAGUCAGCUCCCCUACUACAAAGAGCGCCACAACAGGCAACGUCACUGCUACAGACAGAUUCACUACAGAUAGCUCUACUACAGGCAGUUCAAGUACAACUACAACCAGUUCCACUACAAGUAGCUCCACUACUACAGGCAGUCCCACUACCACAGUCAGCUCCAAUACAAGCAGCUCCAUUACUACAGUCAGCUCCGCUACAAGCAGCUCCACUACUACAAGCAGUCCCAUUACCACAGACAGCUCCAUUACAAACAGCUCCACUACUGCAGACAGCAAUACAAGCAGCCCCAAUGCUACAUAUAUCUACACUACAGGCAGCUCCAUUACAGGCAGCACCAAUGCUACGUACAGCUCCACUACAGGCAGCUCCACUGCUGGUGUAACAACCUCCAGUCCAUCAGCUAGCACAGCAAAGGCUUCGACAACCACAUCAUCAAGCACAACAAGAACUUCAUCAAUUCCAAGCACCUCAACUAAAAGCACCACUACGACCACGCAGACAUCGACGGCGUCGUCAAAAUCAAACACUCAAGACAACGACAGAGGAGGUAUCAUCGCGGCUGUCGUCAUCCUUGUCAUCGCCAUCAUUAUUGCAGUCGCUUUAUUCGUCGUCUUCUGGAAGCGACGAAACCAGCAAUGGUGUAAGGCACGCACACGCUACAGAAGUACCAAACUACCAAGGAAGAGAAUGAAGAUGAAGUACUUUGCUCAAUACCUGGCACUUCUACACAAGGAUUCUGGACUUCUCUUCCAAGAACAAUUUGAGGAACUACAGAAGAACAGUCCCAGAACAUACUCAUUCGACGCCGCGCUGGCAGACGAAAAUAAAAUAAAAAACCGCUACGUGAACAUCGUGCCAUACGACCACACUAGGGUCAAACUCACCGUCGAUUCUGAGGUCGGGGGCUCGGACUUCAUCAACGCCAGCUACGUCCCCGGCUAUUCGUCACCCCGUGAGUACAUCGCUACCCAGGGCCCCCUAGCGAGCACCGCAGACGACUUCUGGCGCAUGAUUUGGGAACAAAAGUCUGGAGUCAUUGUCAUGCUGUCAGACCUUCAAGAAAAAGGACGACGUAAGGUGGACAAAUACUGGCCUGAUGAGGCGAACUCACCUGAAAGAUUUGGGGACAUAACCGUGGAGCUGACAUCGGUAACAACAUGCAGAAACUACACCAUCCGCCAUUUCAAAAUCUCAGAAGACACUCAGGAAGAGCGGAUGGUGCUGCAGUUCUUCAUCCCCGGCUGGGAGGAUCACGGUGCCAACCUGUCCCCUGAUGACUUCCUGGGUUUCAUCCAGGCCGUGAGGCUGGAGGCGCGCACGAGAGAAGGGCCCAUCACCGUCCACUGCAGUGCUGGUGUGGGUCGCACGGGUACUUUCAUCGCCCUGGACUUCUUGAUGCAGUUCGCGGAGGAGAAUAACAUUGACGAAGAGGUGGACAUCUAUAAUCUGGUGCUAAACAUGCGCCAUAGUCGUCCCAGCAUGGUUCAGUCAGAGAAACAAUAUAUCUUUAUACACGAUGUUUUGAAGAUCAUUAUUGACCGGAAGAUGAAGACGUUAGCGGGAAGUAACGGCGUGCAUGAUGACAGCUCUGCUGUAGUUAACCUGGCAUUUGCAGCUGCAAGCUCGCAAGAUCCUGACGACGAAGCCGAUGGAGAGGCUGCCGAGCUGUGUUCCACGAAAGCGACGUCUCUGUAGGACAUCAUCGUCAGCGUGACGAGAGUUCAUCACUCGCCAGUCAGCCCUCGACAGUCAUCGCCAGCCAGCAUCGAAGCUCGACACGUCGACUGUCGUCAGUGUUGAUGAUGACUUCAUCGCUCAUCAGCCGCAGCUGUCGCCGGCAAGACUUCUGACUGUGAGGACGAGAGCUGCAAGUCUUGUGGUAGUCAUGAUGUCCGACAUGAUGACUGCAGCACACUCGUGUAAACUGAGAUACAAUAAAUAACAAAAGGAAUAUUCCUUCCUGUCAACGACCAGUCGAUGCUAGAAUUUAAAGUUCUGUAGGAACCAAAGCUUUGGUCCUGAGGCAGGACAUCCAGCUUCGUGUCAGAUACAUUUUCUCCUUUCGGCGAGCAGGCUUCUCGGAAGGGGAAGAUAAUCAUUUUUCAUUUUCCGCACAGGGGUCACUGCGCAUGCACAGUGCAUUUUGCAUUUUGCCGCUGGACAGUGGGUCUG